AUGGAGAGGAGAAGCGACGGAGAGGAAUUGGCGAAGCUCUGGGGAGAAAUACCCGUCGCUACGUCUCCCUCCUCUGUCGUCGAUCAUCCGAGUUGGAGGCAAUUUCUAUACCUUAACAACAACAUUACCAAUACUAACAACAAUAGCAUCGCAUAUCCUGCCGUCAACGAAAACCCCUUUUCCCUUGAAAAAUUUUCUCAACACUCGAUUGAUCCAGCUUCUGCUCGUCUUGUCUCAUUGCCUUCAUCUCAUCAGUCUCCCUUUGUUUCCUCGGCUUUCCCUUCCUUUGGCAAUGGUGUUGUAUCCGGUGCUUCUGUGCUCGACAACCCUGCUAUAACCGAUACCUUGAUCGGUCACGGUCAGGGCUAUCCGUCUUUAUUUUAUCAGCAGUUGCAAGAAACUGUAAACUCGUUGCAGCGAUUGAGGCUCCAGGAAGCCAUCGCAGGGCAGAUGGCUGCGAUUAUGCGUGCUCGUGCUCCUCCCUCCGUGCCUGAGAGUUUUGCUGUCCCUGGAUCGAAUCCCAUCUCUAUCAUUGACGAACCCUGUCGGAAAUUCUUCAACGUUAAUGAUCCUGGAGUCUUGAUGUCAUCAGCUACCGCAGCAUCCGUUAAUGGUUGUGGCAAGUCUUGCUGCCGUUACCAGCCAAGAAACAAAUGCUGCUUGCAGCUUCCAAGACCAUCUUCCCAAGAAUACGCCAAGCGUUCCCCGAUGAUGCCCUGUUCGAAUGGGAACGGGUUUCGCCUCGAUUCUAAUGGGCAUUGCAGAGUAGCCGCAGUGGAUGGCCAGCUCUUGGAAACAGACAAUCAAAACAUAUUGAUGUCCCCGUUCUUUAAUCAGAGUCUAAAUCAUCUGCAGCCGCAGCAGCCAAUGUACUCGUCUUUGGAAGAUUUGAGGGGCCAGAUGGUCGCGCUGGCUAAGGAUCAACACGGGUGUCGGUUCUUGCAGAAGAAGUUCGAGGAGGGAAGGGUGGACGAGAUUGAGAUGAUUUUUGCCGAGGUGAAGGACCACGUGGGCGAGUUAAUGGUCCACCCUUUUGGGAAUUACCUUGUCCAGAGGCUCUUGGAAGUAUGCACUGAGGAACAGAAGAUGGAGGUUCUUUGCGUGAUCACCAAGAAGGAAUUCCAACUCGUCACAAUCUGUCUCGAUAUACAUGGUACUCGGGCAGUUCAGAAAAUGUUGGAGCAUCUUACCACCCCAGAGCAAAUUUCCUGUGUUAUGAUGGCUUUGAGGCCAGGGACGGUCAUACUUUCCAAGGACGUGAAUGGUCAUCAUGUGAUUCAAAAUUGCCUCCAGCGUUUCUCCCAUGAAGACAAUAAAUAUCUUCUGAACACAGUAGCAGACCACAGUGUUGAGAUUGCCACAGACAGCAGCGGGUGUUGUGUACUUCAGCUUUGUGUGGGUCAUGCCCAGGGAGAAUCAAGAGAGCACCUUUUUGCUGAAAUUACUGCAAAUGCAACUGUCCUGGCUCGAGAUCCUUACGGGAACUAUGUUGUGCAGUAUAUAUUGGGUCUGAAAAUACCACAUGUCAUGGCUGCUGUAUUGAGACAACUUGAGGGGAGCUAUAUAUCCCUUUCUCUGCAAAAGUUCAGCAGUCAUGUGGUAGAGAAGUGUUUGAAAGAGUCUACAGAAGAGCAGUCCUCAAAAAUUAUCAAGGAGCUCCUCAGCAGUUCAAAAUUUAUUGGUCUUCUAGAGGAUGCUUAUGGAAACUAUGUUGUUCAGUCAGCUUUGUUGGUAGCAAAGGGGGAUACAUACAAAGCCAUAGUUGAUCUGGUGCAGAGUCGUAUUCCAUCUAUGCGCAGCAAUCCUUAUGGGAAAAGGAUACUGGAUAGGAUCAAUGCAAGGAGGUAAGAGGCAUGUAUAAAGAUGUAUAAAGUGGAUUGAAUAGUCAAGGAAGUGAUUUGCAGGGUCAGGCUUGUGUUGAUUUUUCCUUUUU
Telopea speciosissima is the source of this 1933-nucleotide messenger RNA. RefSeq names its product pumilio homolog 12-like. The record is from RefSeq and is a predicted model, not a curated record. Gene Ontology annotation, cellular component: cytoplasm. Gene Ontology annotation, molecular function: mRNA binding. The transcript is spliced from 5 exons. Bases 1 to 1848 code for a protein of 615 amino acids. Lineage: Eukaryota; Viridiplantae; Streptophyta; Magnoliopsida; Proteales; Proteaceae. Gene Ontology annotation, biological process: post-transcriptional regulation of gene expression.